AUGCACAAAAGGUACAUGGAUGCAAUGACAUUAAUGGAUAAAUAUGGGAAACCAGAUAUAUUCUUAACCAUGACUUGUAAUCCCAAAUGGAUAGAGAUUACCAAUGAACUCAAGGCGCAUGAAGAUGUGCAAAAUAGGCCUGAUCUUGUUACCAGAGUUUUCAGGAGCAAAUUCGAACAACUGAAAAAGGAAGUGAUCAAGAAGAAAUGUUUUGGUCCUGUUCAGGCGUACACUUACGUAAUUGAGUUCCAGAAGAGAGGUUUACCACAUGUGUAUUUGCUGCUAAUAAUGAAAAGGGGGCACAAGCUUGUAACACCAAAUGAUUUUGAUCAAUUUAUAUCAAUCGAAAUACCCGAAGAAAUUAAAAAUCCCCAUCUUUAUGCAGCUGUGUUGAAACACAUGAUGCACGGUCCUUGUGGGAAGCUUAAUGCAGGUAAUGUCUGCAUGAAAAAUGGUAAGUGUAAGAACCAUUAUCCCAAGAAAUUCACGCAAGCCACCACUGUUGCGACAGAUGGUUAUCUAGUUUACCGACGAAGAAAUGAUGGCAAGCAAGUUCGAGUGCGCCAGCAAAUUCUAGAUGACAGAUGGGUCAUCCUUUAUAGUCCAUAUCUACUAGCUAUGUUAGAUUGUCAUUCGUCACCCAAAGCAAAUUUUCUUGUAGUGAUUAAGGCUGUUAAAUAUUUGUAUAAGUAUAUCUACAAAGGGCACGAUAAAAUCGUCUUCAGAAUCAUUGCACAGCGAAACAAUGAAACUGUUGAUGAAAUCAUGCAGUUUCAAACAGCUAGAUGGGUUACACCUCCGGAGGCAAUGUGGUGA
This is a messenger RNA of Rhododendron vialii, 816 nucleotides long. RefSeq lists its product as uncharacterized. NCBI's taxonomy places the organism in Eukaryota, Viridiplantae, Streptophyta, Magnoliopsida, Ericales, Ericaceae. The coding region runs from base 1 to 816 and encodes 271 amino acids. The record is from RefSeq and is a predicted model, not a curated record. The transcript has 2 exons.